AUGAGCGAUAUUGAUGCCACAAAGAAGCCCCAUCUCUAUCGAGAUAUCAACCAUGACCCGGUCACGUCUGUCCUGCCGGAUGGGGACAUCCCAAUCUCAGACCAUCCGUUGAGUAACGAUGAGGGCGUCCUCGUGGCUCUCGGAUACAAGCAGGAGUUUAAACGCGAGUUCUCCUUGUGGACUACAUUCUGUGUCAGUUUUGCAGUCCUGGGUCUGUUGCCGUCCGUUGCAAGCACCCUAUACUAUGGAAUGGGUUACGCAGGGACUGCAGGUAUGGUCUGGGGCUGGCUCAUUGCCAUGGUAUUUAUUCAGUGCGUCGCAAUGUCCAUGGCAGAGCUCUGUUCGGCAAUGCCAACGAGCGGCGGUUUGUACUAUGCCGCGGCCGUCCUGGCGCCUCCUGGGUAUGGACCCUUUGCAGCCUGGCUCACCGGCUGGUCGAAUUGGAUCGGACAGGUCACUGGGGCGCCAUCUGUGGACUAUGCGUUGGCUGCGAUGAUUCUGGCUGCCGCAGCGAUCUACAACCCUGACUAUGUUCCUACAAAGUACCAGACGUUUCUCCUUACGACGCUGAUCUUGCUGGUCCACAGUGGGAUCAGCAGCAUGCCUACGAAGUGGAUAGCGACCUUCAACUCGUGGGGAUCCACGUUCAAUAUCAUUGCUCUGAUCAUCACCCUCAUCACCAUUCCUGCAGGAACGAGCAAUAGCCCCAAGUUCAGCCCUGCUCGCGAAGUCUGGGGUACCAUCACCAAUGGCACCGACUUGCCCAACGGCGUGGCGGUUCUCAUGUCCUUUGUGAGCGUGAUCUGGACCAUGUCGGGGUACGACUCGCCCUUCCACCUGAGCGAGGAAUGCUCCAACGCCAAUAUCGCCUCUCCUCGGGCCAUUGUCCUGACAUCUGCCGUGGGUGGCCUUAUGGGCUGGUUCCUCCAACUCGUUGUCGCGUAUACGGUGACAGACAUCAACGCAGUGAUAAACUCCGAUCUCGGCCAGCCCUGGGCAUCAUACCUGCUGCAAGUGAUGCCGGCAAAGACUGCCAUGGCGCUCCUCUCGCUCACCAUCAUCUGCGGCUUCUUCAUGGGCCAAGGCUGCAUGAUCGCCGCGUCGCGAGUGACCUACGCAUACGCGCGCGACGACUGCUUCCCUCUGUCGCGGAUCUGGAAGAAAGUCAACACUCGCACGCAGACGCCCGUCAAUGCGGUGCUGAUGAACUGCGGGCUGGGGAUCCUGAUGUGCCUGCUCAUCUUCGCCGGCCAGGUCACGAUCGGCGCCCUGUUCUCGAUCGGGGCGAUUUCGCAGUUCAUCGCGUUCGCGAUCCCGAUCGCCAUCCGCGUGUUCAUCGUCGGGAACCGAUUCCGUCGGGGCCCAUGGCAUCUGGGCCCGUUCAGCAAGCCCGUCGGCGCGGCGGGGUCGCUGUUCGUGUUGCUGAUGCUGCCGAUCCUGUGCCUGCCCAGCUCGACGGGCAGCGACCUCACGCCAGACCUGAUGAACUGGACGUGUCUGGUGUACGGCGCCCCGAUGCUAGCAGUGACGAUCUGGUGGGUAGUGGACGCGCGGAGGUGGUUCAAGGGACCGAAAGUGAAUGUUGAGCAUGCUAUAUACCAUGGCGACGAGGCUGACGAGCCUGUCGUCUACGAGGGAGUCGUCGCUACAGCAGACAAGCAAGAGGAGAGGACAGCUUCCAAUCAGGACGGUAAAGAUCAGUACGCGUCAUCGUCAUCCAAGGAGGACAAUGAUAACGGAGCAGACAAGUCGGCCGCAGAGUAG
Messenger RNA from Rasamsonia emersonii CBS 393.64, 1764 nucleotides. Its product is annotated as Amino acid permease. Gene Ontology annotation, molecular function: transmembrane transporter activity. Bases 1 to 1764 code for a protein of 587 amino acids. NCBI's taxonomy places the organism in Eukaryota, Fungi, Ascomycota, Eurotiomycetes, Eurotiales, Trichocomaceae. Gene Ontology annotation, biological process: transmembrane transport. The record is from RefSeq and is a predicted model, not a curated record. Gene Ontology annotation, cellular component: membrane. The transcript is spliced from 3 exons.